UCUAAGAGCUCUCAGAUCGAUCCUGAGGAGUUGUUCACUAAACUGGAUCGUAUCGGAAAAGGAUCGUUUGGAGAGGUGUUUAAAGGCAUCGAUAAUCGCACUCAGAGCGUCGUUGCCAUAAAGACCAUUGACCUGGAGGAGGCGGAGGACGAGAUCGAGGACAUCCAGCAGGAGAUCACGGUUCUCAGUCAGUGCGACAGUCCCUACAUCACCAAGUACUACGGCUCCUACCUGAAGGGCAGUAAACUAUGGAUCAUCAUGGAGUAUCUGGGUGGAGGUUCAGCUCUGGACUUGCUGCGGGCGGGUCCGUUUGACGAGUCUCAGAUUGCCACCAUGUUGAAGGAGAUCCUGAAGGGUCUCGACUACCUGCACUCAGAGAAGAAGAUCCACAGAGACAUUAAAGCUGCCAACGUCCUGCUGUCGGAGCACGGUCAGGUGAAGCUGGCGGACUUCGGCGUGGCCGGUCAGCUGACGGACACGCAGAUCAAGAGGGAAACCUUCGUGGGAACGCCGUUCUGGAUGGCUCCCGAGGUCAUCCAGCAGUCCGCCUACGACUCAAAGGUCGGUUGCCGAGACAAGAAGUGCACACAAACACAACGAGGCGGACGCGUGCCGCCAUCUUGAUGUAAACAUGUUGGGGGUGUGACUGUUUCUAUACGCGCUACAGUCCGGCUGCUCGUGCACGUGGACGUUUUCUAA
This is a messenger RNA of Paralichthys olivaceus (Japanese flounder), 699 nucleotides long. NCBI's taxonomy places the organism in Eukaryota, Metazoa, Chordata, Actinopteri, Pleuronectiformes, Paralichthyidae. The record is from RefSeq and is a predicted model, not a curated record.